Molecule: messenger RNA, 2820 nt
Organism: Aspergillus versicolor CBS 583.65
Lineage: Eukaryota; Fungi; Ascomycota; Eurotiomycetes; Eurotiales; Aspergillaceae
Exons: 5
Coding region: 1-2820 (939 amino acids)
Source: RefSeq, a predicted model, not a curated record
AUGACCGACAGUCUGAAAGACGAUGUCAGCUACUGGGAGAGUCAGCACCCCGGUGACUGUCAGACAACGGACUGUGGCAAGCACUGUAGUCCUGGGUUCAUUGAAAUGGAAAGUCUCUCUUGUCCCGAUGGUAGCGACAGCGAGUGGCGCAUCUGCUGCCCGCUCUCGUCAGCCCCCGAUCCCAGCACCUGUCACUGGCGUGGAGGCGACAAUGGGGGAAGCCUGUGCAACGGUCAGUGCCAUGGUGGUGAGGUUGCCCUGUCGUCGGCUGUCAAUGGAGGUAACGGCCACUGCGCAGAUGGACGUCAAUUCUACUGCUGUCCUAUCCCAGAGGUUGCCGCCGGCGGUGGUAUUAACUGCGGCUGGAAGACGGAAUGCUCCGCGGACCAAGAGAUGCUCACAUUUGAAGGUAGCUUUCUAGGCGAUAUUUCUGAUGCCUUGGACUUUGGUGGCCUGGUUGGGCAAGCACUGGGUGACCUGUUGGACACUAUUGAUAUGGAUGUUUCUCAUCGCUACUGCUGCUCUAAGGAGGAAAUCGAAAACUGGAAAGACUGCUACUGGGCGGGGCGAGGUGGUCGAGGGAUCCAUAGCUGCGACGACAAUCACUGCGCAACGGGCCACGAAGUAGAGCUCACUCUAAGCAAGUAUGGCGAGGGCGAAAGCUGCGGUAUAACGGGUCGACAGAGGGCAUUCUGCUGCACACCAGCCAGCGGCGAGUCACCGUUUCUUCCUGUCCCACUGGAGUAUCUCUUCGACAAUCCGCCAGACGCAGAUGACCCUGACUUUAAUCUCCAAGUGGAUGACACUUGGGGAACUGGGGAAACUCAGUCUGGGAACGAGGAUGAGCCCGAUGAUGCCUCCUUCGGUUUCGUCGUCAUAACUGCGCCUGAGGAAGUUCAUGUCAGUUUAGACAAACGGGACGGCUCCCCCUGGGAGUUAAUGGACUGCCCCGACACCGACAGCGAGGAAGCCCAUACUAUCCGCAUGGUCUGCACUGACUCCAGUGAAUCAAGCAAGUGUGACCACAUCCAUCGAGGAUACGGCGUCCCUGGGACCAUUCUCCAGCUGCCUGACCGUUGUGGUCCCGGUCGAUAUGCCGUGGCCAAAUCAUUCGCGCAGUCCAAGAACCAGAGUCUCCCUGGCCAUCUUAGCAAACGUGGUCUGGAAGGUAGAUCUGUCUAUGAUCUGACUUUCGACUAUAACUUCCAACGCGUGCCUCGGGAUUUCGGCGAUGCACAGAUGCGGAUCGAUUUCAGCAACCAGCCUGGCUACUGGGACUCUGUGGUCGACCGGCCUGGAGGGACAGAGGCAGAAAGACACACCAGAAAGACCAAGCGUGAUGGAAGCGGAUAUCACCAGAACCGCAAGCGCUGGAUGGAGGACGAGUGGCGCGACGCCUACCAUCACGGUGGGAUGCACCGCGAGGAGAUUCACAAGCGGUGGUUUGGCGAGGACGUGCUCAACUGGCUGGCCGAACUUAUAUUUGUCGGCGAAGCAGAGGUAACCAAGGAGCUCAAUCACCACGUCAACGAGAAGGUCGAGCUCCUCCUGAUAGACCAGCAAUUUGGCCCAUGUCCAGUCGGUCCCGCGCAGGCGCAGGCGAAUAUCAAAUCCACCAUCACCGCGGAAAUCGACGUCGAAACAUCUUUUGGUUUGACAAUCCUGACUUCGCUGCACGAGGGAAUGGACCUGAGCAGGUCCUACCUCUAUUUUAGAAACGCCGGCGAGGUCAACGCCAAAUUUGAACUGGACGCCGUGGCCUCGCUGACUUAUUCCACGGGCGAUAUAAAGCUGCUCGGGCUGGACGACUUUCCAGGGGCAACGUUCCGCGUGCCUGGAGUUGUUACCAUCGGCCCUAACCUCGCCGUGUAUGCCUCAGCCGAUGCCUCCCUUGUCGUCGCAGGCCAUCUCGAAGCGGCAGUGACUCUGGCCUCGUGGGAGAUCCAACAGACCUAUCCGCAGAACGACGACCAUCCGCCGCAAGCCCUGGAUCAGCCUGACCGCGAGGCCAAGACCGUUGGUAAGCCCACGUUUGACGCCUCUGUGAGUGCUAAUGGCGAGAUCGCCAUUCACCUCAAGCCCACUGUCACCUUUGGCAUUGUAUUCGACGACCGGUGGAAGGUGGAUCGGUGUACAGUAGAUCUCGUGCUGGACGGCUACGUUAUCGGCCACGCAGAGGCAGAGUGGUCCCUCAAUGGCGACAAUAGCUGUCCCUUCCGCUAUGGAAUCGAUGCUGGGUCCAAUAUCUAUGCCCAGCUGGAAGCCCCCGACCUGUUUGGAUGGGGUGGUAGUCACCGCGUUACGCUCGCCUCUGUCCCACGCAAGCAAAUCACCCCUCCAACUUGUCCUAGUGGUGAUACCAAGAUGAUCAGAAGGUGGAUAGGUGACGAUACCAGUAACAGUACACAAACGGACGGUCUGUCGCCAGAGGCCGCAUUUCCGGCAAUCCACAAUAUUCAUGGAAAGCGGGAUACGCUUACCUUGGGCCCCCUGGUCACAAUCCCCGACAGUUUCCUGAAAUGCCCGGGUGAUGAUAGUGGAUCUUCCAAGUGUGAGAUGUGCUCGAUGUAUGGGACAGAUGACAGCCGGACCGAGAAGAGCAUUUCCCUGUCCAGGCGCCAGGACGACGGCGGCUCAUGUCCAUUAUAUCCACCUGGAGAUAAUGCACCAUGUUCCGACCGGACUGUAUUCGAUCGUGCAUCUGAAAACACGGCUAAGGAGAUGAAACUGAGCUUUUUUAACGGAAACAAAGAAUUUACAUAUCUUCGGUAUCCCUCGUGCAAUGCGGACAAUGGUGGGCCUAAUAUUGCAAAGGUUUGA